AUGUGAGACUGAGACGAUUCCUCUCCAGAUUCUUGUAAAUUGUAAUUGUAACUGUCUUUCUUCUCUCUUCAACGAUCACCAACUCAAAAUUUAUUAUUCAUUAAAUCGCUCCAAUUCUCUCUUCUUCCUUUUUUCGCUGUAAAUUCUGAUGUCGACGGAGAUUCCAAAUGCGUCGGUUCCGGCGACGGCGGCAGUGCUGUAUGAGCCGCUGCUUCAGUAUCAACGGCAGGAACAGCAGCCGCCACUGGAGCUGCAGCGAUCGCAGUUUAAUAAUACUUCGCAAGUUGCAAUUGUUGGGUCCAAUCUUUGCCCAAUCGAAAGCCUCGACUAUGAGCUUAUCGAGAAUGAUUUUUUCAAGCAAGAUUGGAGGAGCAGAGGGAAGAUCCAGAUAUUUCAAUACAUUUUCACAAAAUGGAUGCUGUGUUUUCUUAUUGGACUUAUUGUCAGCCUCCUUGGAUUCUUCAACAACCUUGCCAUUGAAAACAUUGCUGGCAAAAAAUUCGUUAUCACCUCCGACAUGAUGUUAGCCCGAAAGUACAUGGCAGCUUUCCUAGUAUUUACGUCUUCAAAUCUUGGGUUGACAUUGUUUGCGAGUUUGAUCACUGCUCUUAUAGCUCCAGAGGCUGCUGGUUCAGGCAUACCAGAGGUUAAGGCUUACCUGAAUGGUGUCGAUGCUCCAGCAAUAUUUUCCCUGCGGACCCUGUUUGUCAAGAUUGUUGGUAGCAUAUGCGCUGUGUCAGCAUCUCUUAAUAUUGGAAAGGCAGGGCCAAUGGUCCAUACUGGAGCCUGCAUAGCUGCAAUAAUGGGUCAGGGAGGGUCAAAGAAAUAUGGGUUGACCUGGAAGUGGUUGCGAGUUUUCAAAAAUGAUCGAGACAGGCGAGAUCUUGUAACGUGUGGAUCAGCUGCAGGAAUUACUGCUGCUUUCCGUGCUCCUGUUGGUGGUGUGUUGUUUGCUCUUGAGGAAAUGGCAUCUUGGUGGAGAAGUGCUCUGCUGUGGAGAGCUUACUUCACUACUGCCGUUGUUGCAAUUGUCCUUCGGGCUCUAAUAGAUGUCUGUUUGAGAGGAAAAUGUGGACUAUUUGGUAAAGGAGGUCUAAUUAUGUAUGAUGUCACCUCGGCAAACAUAUCUUAUCACCUCAAGGAUGUGCCUCCUAUCCUCGUUCUUGGAAUCAUAGGCGGCAUAUUAGGAAGUAUCUACAAUUUUUUACUAAAUAAGGUUCUCAGACUUUAUAAUUUUAUAAAUGAAAAAGGAAUUGGUUACAAGAUAAUUUUGGCUUGCUGUAUCUCCAUUUUCACUUCCUGUUUUCUAUUUGGAUUACCAUGGCUCGCAUCUUGCCGUUCUUGUCCAUCAGGUGCAUCGGAGCCUUGUCCCACAAUCGGGCGUUCUGGUAAUUACAAGAAAUUUCAGUGUCCUCCUGGUUACUAUAACGAUCUCGCAAGUCUUUUUUUCAACACGAAUGAUGAUGCUAUCAAGAACCUCUUCAGCAAAGAUACAGACUCAGAGUUCCAUCGCUUAUCAAUGCUAAUUUUCUUUGUUACGUGCUUUUUCCUCAGCAUAUUUAGUUAUGGAAUUGUGGUCCCUGCGGGUCUCUUUGUGCCAGUUAUCGUGACAGGUGCAGCUUAUGGACGUUUUGUUGGGAUGUUAAUUGGUUCGCACUCGAACUUAAACCAUGGCCUCUUUGCUGUUCUGGGUUCAGCUUCUCUUCUUGGGGGAUCUAUGAGGAUGACGGUUUCCUUAUGUGUAAUAAUUCUCGAACUGACCAACAAUUUAUUGUUGCUGCCACUUAUAAUGCUUGUUCUUCUUAUCUCCAAGAGUGUAGCCGAUGCAUUUAAUGGAAAUAUAUAUGACCUCAUCAUGAAAUCGAAGGGUUUUCCCUACUUAGAAACUCAUGCAGAGCCAUACAUGAGGCAAUUGACAGUUGGUGAUGUGGUUACAGGGCCACUACGGAUCUUCAAUGGCAUUGAGAAGGUUGGUAAUAUAGUUCAUGUUCUCAAAACCACGGAACAUAAUGGGUUCCCGGUUGUAGAUGAGCCCCCACUUUCUGAGUCUCCAGUUCUAUUUGGUUUAAUCCUGCGAGCACAUCUUAUCACACUGUUAAAGAAGAAAGCUUUCUUGCGAACUCCUACACCAAUUGGCCCUGAUGCCUUUGUACAGUUUUCCUCUGAUGAUUUUGCCAAGAAGGGUUUGGGCAAUGGUGAUAAAAUUGAAGAUAUAGAGUUGUCAGAGGAAGAGAUGGAAAUGUUCAUGGAUUUGCAUCCUUUCACCAAUGGAACACCCUACACCGUUGUAGAGACAAUGUCUCUAGCAAAGGCCCUUAUUCUUUUCCGAGAAGUUGGCUUAAGGCACCUGUUGGUUGUUCCCAAAGUUCCCGGGGGAGUUCCAGUUGUGGGUAUAUUGACGAGGCACGAUUUCAUGCCAGAACAUAUCCUGCAUUUGCAUCCUUCGUCGGCACGAGGCAGGUGGAAAAGGUUAAGGUUCCAGUUUCCUAGUUUGGGCAGACUUAUUAGAGAAUUAUAGUAAAGCCGGAGUUUUGUGAAUAGCCUUGUACGUGCGUGCAGAGUUCCUAAAUGACACAACAAUAUAUUCUUUUACAUCUUCAAUGCAGUAAAGGACCUUCAUCAGAAUACAUCCAUUUGCAGUCCGGUAAGUAAAAAAAGGAAAAAGAAUUGGUUCUAUAAUAUGAAGCAGCAACUUGAAAUUCUGCUUUGUAUGAAAUUUUCGUAAACCAAUUAUCUAAUAAGUUUUGAGCUUUCUACUAAGAAUAUCUGCCGCUGACUAGAUCCCCAAGGACCGAAAUUCUUGCCCAGAAUACGCAAAAUUAGCAAAUGAAUCACUUUGCAGACAAUCUUAAUCAUGACUUCAAAUAGCUUUUGACCCCAUUAAAAGGCUUCAAUUGUAGCAUGGUUUUUCAUUGUACUGAACUUGAUCCUUCAUCCGCGAUCCAAAGUUACGCCCACUGAAGUCCCUUAUUUUUUCAGUUAGGCGAUUAUUGUCGCAAUCUUUCUUUGUAUUGAACUGCGUUAUAUAUAUAUAUAUUACAUAUUUGUAACUAUAAGCAUAUCGGAAAUGCAUCACAUUAUGUUGAAUUUCAGCUAUUUUUGGUGCUA
Molecule: messenger RNA, 3108 nt
Organism: Olea europaea var. sylvestris
Lineage: Eukaryota; Viridiplantae; Streptophyta; Magnoliopsida; Lamiales; Oleaceae
Product: putative chloride channel-like protein CLC-g
Exons: 7
Coding region: 149-2518 (789 amino acids)
Biological process (GO): chloride transport; transmembrane transport
Cellular component (GO): intracellular membrane-bounded organelle; plant-type vacuole membrane
Molecular function (GO): voltage-gated chloride channel activity
Source: RefSeq, a predicted model, not a curated record